Molecule: messenger RNA, 459 nt
Organism: Abrus precatorius (Indian licorice)
Lineage: Eukaryota; Viridiplantae; Streptophyta; Magnoliopsida; Fabales; Fabaceae
Product: outer envelope pore protein 16-2, chloroplastic-like
Exons: 6
Coding region: 1-459 (152 amino acids)
Cellular component (GO): chloroplast outer membrane
Molecular function (GO): amino acid transmembrane transporter activity
Source: RefSeq, a predicted model, not a curated record
AUGAACAGCAGCAGCAACUUGGAGACACGAUCCCUGCUUGAUGAGCUUAGUAGCUUUAAAAAAGAGGGACUCUUCAACCUUGGCCACCCUCUUUUCAAUCGCAUGGUUGAGUGCUUCGUCAAAUCUGCUGGGAUUGGAGCGAUUCAAUAUGUGUUCCGCGAGGCCUAUUUCUCAGCCGUUGAAGGAGAGAACAACUGCAAAUCCCUUGAGGCCAUGGUGAAGAAUACGGGGAUGGAGUCCCUUCAAUGGGGAUCUACUGCAGCACUAUAUUCAGGGCUCACAUAUUCGCUGAAGGAAGCUCGUGGAGUUCAAGAUUGGAAAAAUAUCGCAGUCGCGGGAGCCAUAACUGCGGCGACAAUUGCAGCUGCAGCAGAAAACCCAACUCCUGAACAUAUUGUGCAAUGUGCUAUCACUGGAGCCGCAAUCUCCACCGCUGCAAAUCUUCUAAAUGGAAUAUAA